AUGAUCCCGAAAACCGAAUGUGAAAUUGUUCUUGUGGCUAAGAUUAUGAGAAUUGUGGUUGAGAUUGCCGCAUACCGACAGUUCAAUCCAGGAAAUGCGAUGUGUGUCACCAUGGUCUUUAGAUCUGACAAGUUUCCAAUUCAUCCUUAUACAUUACGCUGGACCAGCGGGGAAUUCGCAUUUGAUUUGGAUCGUAAUUCGUGA
Molecule: messenger RNA, 204 nt
Organism: Botrytis porri
Lineage: Eukaryota; Fungi; Ascomycota; Leotiomycetes; Helotiales; Sclerotiniaceae
Exons: 1
Coding region: 1-204 (67 amino acids)
Source: RefSeq, a predicted model, not a curated record